AUGAAGGCCAUCUUAAGGUUCUACAACUCGAGGCUCAGGCCACACAAUGCCGACGACAGCUUUCCCACAAAACAAUUAUUUGUGCUCGCACUUUGUCGGAUAUGCGAGCCCAUUGCGUUCAUGUCAAUAUUUCCCUACGCAUACCGAAUGAUUGAAUCCUUCGAUAUCGCCAACAAUGAAAAUCAAACGUCAAUGUAUGCUGGCAUGCUCAUCACUGCGUUCGCGUUCGCCGAGUUCUCCACUGGAAUGGUCUGGGGUCGUGUAUCCGACAGGAUCGGUCGCAAACCUGUGCUAGUCAUGGGCUUGAUAGGAACAGCGCUCAGUAUGAUUUCGUUCGGCUUCUCGAAAUCGCUGCCCAUGGCUAUAAUGUCGCGAGCACUUGGCGGCCUUCUGAACGGCAAUGUUGGAGUUCUACAGACCACAGUCGCCGAGCUUGUCACCAAGAAGGAGCAUCAACCAAGAGCUUACUCCAUUAUGCCCUUCGUAUGGUGUCUCGGCUCGAUAAUCGGUCCUGCCAUGGGCGGCGCACUUGCCAUGCCCUGCGAGGCAUAUCCAUGGCUUUUCUCCAAAGGAACGAUCUUUGACAAAUACCCUUUCCUACUGCCAAAUUUGGUCUCAGUGGGCAUCCUCAUUCUUGGAAUUACAACUGGUGCGCUCUUUCUAGAAGAGACCCAUGCGAAAAGGAGGACUCGUCGUGAUGUUGGCAUCGAGCUUGGCGACAAAAUACUCUACAGGUUGUUUGGAAUCGAAACGACCCGGAUCUACGAAUCCGACGCAGUGGAAAGCAAGCAAGAGCUAGAGCUUCUGGUCGACGAUGUCGAAACUGGAUCACCUGAGAAGAUGACCAGGCCGGUAGCUGUAUUCAACAAGCAAGUGAUUUUGAUUAUCGUUGGAUACGGAAUUUUGGCAUAUCACAGCGUCUCCUUCGACUCACUCAUGCCAAUCUUCCUGUCAGAAGCCAAGUCGGAAACCGAGCCACGUCUACCAUUUCUGUUCUCGGGCGGUUUCGCAUUGUCGACGAAAGCCAUUGGAUUCAUGAUGGCGGUGCAAGGCGUCUAUUCGAUGAUCGCUCAACUGUGGCUCUUUCCCUUCCUCAUCCGCCGCCUUGGAACGCUAUCGGCAUUUCGACUGGUCAUGGUCAUCUGGCCUUUCCUCUACUUUGUCGUCCCAUACCUCGUUCUCCUCCCCGAACGACUUCAGACUGUUGGCAUCUACAUGGCCCUGCUCACUAAGAUGACCUUCCACACAGUCGCAUUUCCUUCGAAUGCCAUCCUGCUUGCCAAUGCCGCACCAUCAAAAUCGGUUCUUGGCUCGAUCAACGGAGUCGCUGCCUCAACUGCUUGCCUAUCCAGGGCAUUGGGACCAACUGUCUCAGGCGGCAUCCACGCCCUUGGACUGAAAUUUGGCUGCAAUGGCCUCGCAUGGUGGGCAGGCGGCCUCGUCUGUGCCUUUGGAGCCCUCGAAAGCUUCUGCAUCCAUGAACAAGAAGAUGAAGAGCAACCGCUGUGCGAACCUCUUAUUCAUGCCACCCCUCAGACUGACGAAGAGGAGCCUGGAGCUCAACAAGAAGGUCUUCUCACGCUGAAUGCCGAUUUCGACGACUCGAAAACGCUAGUCGAAUCCGUCACCAGCGAUGACACGCCAAAGUCGUUAUUAUAA
Messenger RNA from Cyphellophora attinorum, 1659 nucleotides. RefSeq lists its product as uncharacterized. The record is from RefSeq and is a predicted model, not a curated record. Gene Ontology annotation, biological process: transmembrane transport. Gene Ontology annotation, molecular function: transmembrane transporter activity. Bases 1 to 1659 code for a protein of 552 amino acids. The transcript is spliced from 3 exons. Lineage: Eukaryota; Fungi; Ascomycota; Eurotiomycetes; Chaetothyriales; Cyphellophoraceae.